AUGGAGAUGCCUUGUAGUCAGAGUGUAUUCCAGAUGGAGCAGAAGAGCAAGCUGAAGCUUAGUCUUUUCAUUCCAUUUGUUGUGCUCAAGCAGGGAGGUCAAUUGGUUGAAGAGUACGAAGCUGAGUUCUCCUCCCUUAGUCGAUACGCUCCUCACUUGGUCACCGACCCUGCUAUCAGGAGGUAUCAGUUCCAGAAGGGUUUCGAUAAGUAUAUAAGAUUAGCUCUUGUUGAUAGAGCACUUACAACUCAUGACACUGUAUUGGAUGUAGCGCACGAGAUCGAGAGUGUUCAGAAGGAACCUAAAGAUCCACAUGUGGUUCAGAGUAGAACACCAGUAUCCCCAGCUCAGAAUGUCGAGCGUCCCCUCCGAGGCAGCAGCAGGCUUCGCAGAGGUAGCAGUUUUCUCAGCAUCAGCCACAUACUCAGGCCCACACCUAUUGGGACUUCGCUGGGCAUACUCAGCAGGAGUGCUGCAAGCAUCUUAGUCUAUGCUACACAUGUGGAUUCCCCGACUAUGUCAGUCAGGACUGUCCGCAGCGGCAGCAGGCCCACUUGCCCCCACCUCCAGCUCAGCACAAACCCUAUCCUCGAGCAGGGCCUCUUCCUCUAUAAUAGCAGGUUUAUCUGGAAGUGUGAAGGCAAGGUUCUUGUUUCUUUCGUUCCUACUUUAUCACUCUUUGAUUCUAGAGCUUCCCAUUGUUUCUUGUCUCGUCAAUUUGAGAGUACCCACUCUCUUCCUAUAACUCCACUGACUACGGGAUGGAAUAUUAACACUGGCAGUGGUGUUUUAGUAGCAUCCAGUGGUUAUGAAGCAUGCCCGGUGGUCAUCAGCGGUCGAGAUCUCUUUGCAGAUUUUUUGGUGAUUGAUUUGCCGAGUUUUGAUGUAGUAUUUGGAAUGGAUUGGUUGGGGUCGUUCUUUGCCACUAUUGAUUUUUACCGUCGAUGCAUAGUAUUUGAGAUACCGGAUCACCCAAGGUUUGAAUUCCUCAAUGGCAGUACAUUAGCUGGACCAAUAGAGUACAAAGCUAAACUGAAGAAGGCAACGUUUGCUGCUAUGCAGGUAGAACCUGAGAAGCUAAUUGUAGUUCGGGAAUUUGAAGAUGUAUUCCUCGACGACAUUUACGGGUUGCUACUAGAUCGAGCAGUUGAGUUUUCUAUAGAAUUGAAGCCUGUAACUGCUCCGAUCUCAAAGACUCCUUUUCGUAUGCCUCUAGCUGAGUUGGCUGAGCUUCAGACUCAGUUAGAUGAUCUUAUGUAG
This is a messenger RNA of Asparagus officinalis (garden asparagus), 1260 nucleotides long. RefSeq lists its product as uncharacterized. The transcript has 3 exons. Lineage: Eukaryota; Viridiplantae; Streptophyta; Magnoliopsida; Asparagales; Asparagaceae. The record is from RefSeq and is a predicted model, not a curated record. Bases 1 to 1260 code for a protein of 419 amino acids.